CGCUGACGGCUGCGGGCGGCGGCUCUAAGGCGGCGGCAUCCGGGUAGGGUCCCGGCCCGGAGCGGCAAUGCUGCAGCUGCGGGACUCGGUGGACUCAGCGGGCACGAGCCCCACGGCGCUGCUGGCGGCUGGCGAGGAGGUGGGGCCGGGCAGCGCGGGCGGGGUCCGGGCGGGGGCGGGUACGCCGCUGCGCCAGACGCUGUGGCCGCUCAGCGUCCACGACCCCACGCGCCGCGCCCGCGUCAAGGAGUACUUCGUGUUCCGGCCGGGCACCAUUGAACAGGCGGUGGAGGAGAUCCGCGCCGUGGUCCGGCCGGUAGAGGAUGGCGAGAUCCAGGGGGUGUGGCUGCUGACCGAGGUGGACCACUGGAACAACGAAAAGGAGCGUCUGGUGCUGGUCACUGACCAGUCGUUGCUCAUCUGUAAGUACGACUUCAUCAGCCUUCAGUGCCAGCAGGUGGUCAGGGUGGCACUCAGUGCAGUGGACACCAUCUCCCACGGAGAGUUCCAGUUUCCCCCCAAAUCUCUGAACAAGCGAGAAGGCUCUGGGAUUCGCAUCCAGUGGGACAAGCAAAGUCGCCCUUCUUUCAUAAAUAGAUGGAACCCCUGGUCCACGAACGUGCCCUAUGCCACUUUCAUAGAGCACCCGAUGGCUGGUGUGGAUGAAAAGACAGCCUCUCUGUGCCAGUUGGAAAGCUUCAAGGCUCUGUUAAUCCAAGCUGUCAAAAAAGCCCAAAAAGAAAGUCCUUUGCCAGGACAAGCCAACGGUGUGCUGGUCUUGGAGCGCCCCCUGCUCAUUGAGACCUACGUGGGACUGAUGUCCUUCAUCAACAACGAGGCGAAACUGGGUUAUUCCAUGACUCGAGGCAAGAUCGGCUUUUAGACGGUGCGGCGUGGGAGCAGUCUCCAAGCUCUGUCAUGGCUUUAAGCUCACUGGCAUGGAUUCGACCAGGACACCGUGGCCUGUCCAAGUUGAAAGGCUGUCUCAGAGUACAUCCAGGUCUUCAGCCUGUACUUGCAGUCUUGUAGUAAAGAUGUUUAGAACCAAAUGGAUGUUGCUCCUUUUUUGAAGUUACUGUCAUUAAAAUCUGCCCAGCCAAGGAAGCAGCUCAUCAGUGAGUCUUGAAGGCUGAGAGCUUGGAAGGUCUGUCCACGGGCUUUGCACAAGCAGUAACAGGAUCCUGCCUGGCACGGUCCUCCAUGAAAGAUAGGUGCUGUCAGCUGUGCAGCCCACUCAGCGCCCCUGGUGUUUCUGCCACUGCCUGCCAGGGAUCAUCCCCUUGAGGGGGACCCUGGCCUCAGGUGUUUGCCCCCCACAUACUCCAAAGUACACCCUGCCUCAGAGGCCAGGCCACCCUACAGAAAUGCACCCGUGCCUUUCUGAAACCACCAAUGACUGGAAACAAUCCAGAGCAGGCCAGGGACAGCCACCAGGCAAGGUGGGCUGUUACACAGCAUUGUUCCUGGUCCCCAGAUGAACUGGCAACUCGGACUAACUGGGAAACCUGCCUGGGACAGCCUUUCAAGAAAAUAAGCAUCUAUGUUUUAUAAAUUAACAAAUAUUUAUUUUAAAUAAUGAAAAUUACAGCUUUAUAUUGCACAUAUUUACAAAAACCCCUUGCUAUAGAAAAUCAGGAUCAAGUCACUGAGCCGGACAUCAUGGCUGGAGAGCUCCCAGAGGAACCCCCAUCCCCCACAUCAGGGACAUGGAAUUCCUGCUGAGGGUUCCACACAGAUCCUAUGCAUGGCUGUCCCGCUCUCCCAGAGCUGUGUGGAUCCCCUCCUCAGUGUCCAGGAAGCAGAGACAGAAGUGAUCCUUACUGAGGAGGGCCAAGGAGUCCCCACUGGAAUGCCAGCACAGAGAAAGCACCGGAAAGUCACCUAGAGAGAGACAAGGUGGCCAAAGGAUUAGAGCUGAGAGACCAGGAUUCCUGGGGAGGGCAGCUUGUAUCCCACAGGCAAGAAGGGACCUGGGUGACCCAGAUGGGUGGAGUUAGGCGGAGCCCGAAGCCACCGUCCAUCCUAUGAAGCUCAGAGUGGCAGGUCCUGUCAGGUGUACAGGAAGUUUCCUGAAAGGUGUGGAGGGGUUCCCCUUCUCUGCAGCUGGGCCAUCUCGUGCCAGCCGCGCCGGGGGCUGCGGGUCCUGCCCACAAGGUUGCACUCACCCUCCCCAGGCACCUGCACUGACACGCAGCCUGCUGGGGACCACAGGUAGACCUUGCUGCUUCCUGUGCAGAUGGCCAGCCGAGGCUGCUGUGGGUCCCACAGGAAGGAGCGCACUGGGGCCAGCUGCUCUAGCACCACAAAGAGCCUCAGCUUCUGGAUGUCCCAGACCCAGACAGCGUUGGGGACAUUAUCUGGGAAGGAAGAAAUGACAGGGCAUCAUGUCAUUAAUGCACUGCUGGCCCUACACAGCCCAGCUCCUCUGCAAGCAAGCCCUGGAGUAGUCAGGGUUCCUGAGCCUGCUUCAGAGAGACCAGGGUUCCAGAGCAAAUCGUAGGCUUCAAAGACCAUACUCCAGUGUUCUUUGGCUUUGUUGUAAGGGUUGCAAUAAUUUUUAAAAACCAGGCCCACAGGGCAGACUAAGGAGGAGGUACGCAUAAGCAGGGGCCAGGGCACUGCACCGGCCUGGUGCCUCAGCAAAGAUGAGGCCACCCUGAGAGGCCUCUGCAGCAGGACCCAUCUCAACCGGCAACGAGGAGCCCACGCAGGGCCCCUCACUCGCUUUGCCUCUCCCGUGGUGUCGGCCCCUGGAGCCCCAGGCACGGCGAGCAGACACCAGCGCACUGACCGUUCCUUGUGGCCAAGAAGUAGCUGUCGGCACUGAAAGCCAGCAUCCCCACGCCCAUCCUAGGGUUCGCUCUGUCGGUGGCUGGCUUCAGGCUCUGCAAAGAAACUGGCACAGAGGCGAUCUCAUCUAGAACAUCACAAGGGAGACACGCUGAGCUCGCCAGAGUCUGCUAUAGCAGGGGAGGGGCUCAUCAGAGGGAAGGGAGAAACCACCUGGAAGUAGGAGCACGGAGGCCUGGGGCACUCCCCCCAGGGGAAGCAGGGCCACUGCCGGCCAGGUCUGGCCCGCUCCGGGUCUGCCCAGCACAAGCUGCCCUCACAGCAGCUCCAACACCUCGGCAUUUGUUUUCUCAGCCCGUCAACGUCUUGGUUCACAGUCUGCCUCCAGCUCAACUCCAU
Messenger RNA from Sciurus carolinensis (gray squirrel), 3189 nucleotides. RefSeq names its product tumor protein p63 regulated 1 like (gene Tprg1l). The record is from RefSeq and is a predicted model, not a curated record. Gene Ontology annotation, cellular component: cytoplasm; synaptic vesicle. Lineage: Eukaryota; Metazoa; Chordata; Mammalia; Rodentia; Sciuridae. The transcript has 6 exons. The coding region runs from base 68 to 883 and encodes 271 amino acids.